AUGAUUUCCAAGAAAAAAAAUGCAAUGGCUCAGCGAAUAUCAUCAUCAAGACUUCACAAAAUUAAAGAGCUGAAGAAUGAAAUAUUUUAUUUACAACACAAAUUAGAAGCAUCAAGCUUAGAAAACAACAUUUUGAAACAGCUUCAGUGUCAACAGUCAAAAGCAAUAGAUAGAUAUGAAAAUUCAGAAAGUAAUUUGCUGGAUCUUUUCACAAAUCACUAUAAUGAGGUGACAGAUUUAAGGAAGCUCCUGAGGAUGUCUCAGGAGGACGAGCGAAAUACAUCCAGGAGGCUUAGAAAAGUUGAAGCAGAACUGCUAAAAGCUAAAGAAGCAUGCCAGACCUUGCAUAUGCUUUCAGAAGACAAAGCUCUUGCAGAGAGAGAGGAGCUUGAUCACAGAUUAUCAGUCCUUAUAGAAAAAAUGAAAGUGAAUGAUAAGAGAAUACAGAGUCUAGAAAAGCAGCUGAGGUUGAACAAUAGCACCUUUAGUCAUCAGCUGGCAAACGAGAACAAAAAAGCUGUGGAAGCUGAGAUGAUUACAAAAAACUUGCGAAUGGAAAUUAACGCUCUUCAGCAAAAAAUUAAGGAAAAGGAUCGGCAACUUUCUGUAAAAAAUAUCUAUGCAAAUCGGAUGCCUAAAAUCCCAAAAGACAAAAGUUAUGGAGUACCUUGUGAAAAAAGUCUUCAUAGAAACAAAUCAGUACAAGUAGAUAAACUGAGUUUUAGAUCACUGCUGCUGUCACAGUACCAAACUCAGGAAACUGUAGAAAGUCCAAUUCAGCUAACAAAGGAGAAAAAGACUUCUGAAGAUAAGAAUCAAAAAGCUAAAGCAAAUGAAGCAUACAUGGAUGCCCAAUGUAGAACAGAAAAUCAAUCAACCAAGAGAAUACCAAAGCCAGAAACUUUUAAUAGAACACAUAGAGGGCAUUUAAGAGAGGGCAGACUGCUGAUGGAAGAACAUGCUUUCUUGGAAUUUAUAAAGGAAAAAGAGACUGAUUUGCUUAAACAGGAGCUGAAAAAACUGAUGAAAACUGAACAAACUCCUCUAGGAGACAGCAUAAAAGAGAACAAUCAAGAGAAAGAUGCUGUGAAAGAAUCUGAAAAAGAAAAGCCAGAAGAACAGCUAAAUAACAGUGAGAAGACAGGGAAUAAAUGUGUAACUCCAGGUCCAAGAAACAAAACACGCGCUAGGCUGAAAAAAAUAUACAUAUUCUCAGAAGCCACUGAGAAUUUGCAUCACGGGCUUCCUACAUCGGGUGCAAAAUCCAGUCUUUGCAACAACAGACAUGCAGGUCAGAACUGCGGUGAAACAGCUCAAUCAAAAGCAAGAACUUCAUUUGAUUUAUAUGGACCAUCUUUUGGUAAAGUUACCGAAAGAAGGCAAGAUGUCACUUCCACUGAAGCAGAAGUCUGUGCUCAUAUGACAUUUGCUGAUAGGAAAAACAGUCUUACGAAAGAACUCUUCGGACCAGGCUGUGUUUGAAGAGACAACCAUUCAAGUUCUAACAUGAGAGGAAUGAAGAAAGUGAAAGGAUGCAGGACUACACAAGACAAAUUUCA
Messenger RNA from Apus apus (common swift), 1559 nucleotides. RefSeq names its product lebercilin LCA5 like (gene LCA5L). The coding region runs from base 1 to 1482 and encodes 493 amino acids. Lineage: Eukaryota; Metazoa; Chordata; Aves; Apodiformes; Apodidae. Gene Ontology annotation, biological process: intraciliary transport. The record is from RefSeq and is a predicted model, not a curated record. Gene Ontology annotation, cellular component: axoneme. The transcript has 6 exons.